CGCUGAAGCAACAGACGAAGAAGAAGAGGCCUCAGUAGCCAUUAUGUAGAAUGUAGAACUCCUCGGUCUGAAAACAGAUUCUUCUCCCCUAGAAACAGAGACCCUGCUCCGGGGAGACCAGCACCGCGAACAGGACGUACAUAAACCCCGCCAGAGGAAGUGUGUGUGUUGUUUUUUAAGGACGAUGAGGCAGUCACACACACACCGGAUGUGUCCUCUGAGGAAAGAGAUAAAAUGAAAGGUAAAGGAGCCGAGUUCUGCUCCAUGGAGGCUGGGAACAGUGAGGUGAUUCUGUGUGAUCCCAACGACUGUGUGGAGAAGAAAACGGACCAUGUGUUCAACCUGCUGGCCCUCAACGACACCGGGAACAACCAGCACCACCGCACUGUGGAGGACGUGGUUCUGACAAACAAGUAUGGCGAUAAGAUCUGCGGUCAGAUCUGCACGGAAAACAACGAGAGUAAACUGGUCAGGGGGGUGACGUCACAUGCAUUGAUUUCAGGGACUACUUCUUCCUCCUCUUCUUCUUCUUCUUCUUGUGAAGCCAUGGACACCUCGGGGUUUAUCUCGGAGUCAGCCGGGCUGCAGGAGGGUGCACACACGGCCUCCUCCACAGGUCCUGCUGCUGCUGCUGCUGCCGCUGCUGCUGCUGGGGAGACCUUCUCUGGAACCAUCACCAUCAACAACCAAAGCAUCAUAGUGACCAUAGAGAACGGGAUCCUGACCCUGGCGGCCCCCCCAGAGGGAUAUGUGCACAAGGAGGAUGACAUGGUGAGCUUAAAGGAGCACCUGGGCAUGAAGGACCAUGAGGAUAUCGUGCUGCUGAACUAUGACAGCGGCACCAAGUCCAUCGGGAAGAUCAGCACCUUGGCAGUGUCCAAUCAGCAGGAAGAGCCCAGACCUGGUUUGUCCGUCAGUGACUCGGAUCUGGCUCUGGUGGAUGAUUGCUCCUUAUCAGAUCUUGGCACUUCUUUGGACUCCUGUGCUAUUGUGAAGCAGGAGGCGGGGGGGAUGUGUGCGGUCACUGAGGCCGAUCUGGUCACCCCGUCCCCCAAAAACUCUGAUUGUGAUGGUGCUGAUUUCCAGUCGUUACCUCUCAUCAGGUCCAAGAAAGACACUUUGGUUCCCAUUGGGUGUCCAGAACCGGGCUGCGCCUUUACGUUUGAUUCACGGCAGAAGCUCAAGGUGCACCUCCUGAACCACGCCGAGGACCCGAGGCCGUACCAGUGCACAGUGCAGGGCUGCGGCUGGGCGUUUGGCACCUCUUACAAACUCAAGAGGCACCUUCAGUCCCACGACAAGCAGAGGCCGCACACCUGUCAGUUCGAAGGCUGCGGGCGGCGCUUCACCACCGUCUACAACCUGAAGGCGCAUGUGAAGGUGCACGAGCAGGACAACGCCUUCAUCUGUGAGAUCUGCAGCGAGAGGUUUCGCAGCGCCACACGGCUCACAAACCACCAGAGGGUCCACUUCGAGCCCCAGAGGCCCCACAAGUGUGAAUUCCCAGGCUGUGAGAAGACCUUCAUCACCUUCAGCGCCCUGUUCUCCCACAACCGGACUCACUUCAGAGAGACGGGACACUUCACCUGCACCUUCCCCGGCUGCGACAAGACGUACGACAAGGCCUGCCGCCUCAAAAUCCACAUGAGGAGUCACACGGGUGAGAGGCCGUUUGUGUGUGACUCGGGGGGCUGUGGCUGGUCCUUCACCAGCAUGUCUAAGCUGCUGCGACACAAACGGAAACACGACGAUGACCGGCGCUUCGUCUGUACAGAGGAGGGUUGUGGGAAAUCCUUCACCCGGGCGGAGCACCUGAAGGGGCACAGCAUCACACACCUGGGCACCAAACCCUUCCAGUGCCACGCAGAAGGCUGUAACGCCAAGUUCUCGGCGCGCAGCAGCCUCUACAUCCACUCCAAGAAGCAUAAGCAGGACGGCGGCAGCCUGAGGACGCGCUGCCCGCUGGCCGACUGCUGCAAGCACUUCUCCUCCCGCAGCAGCCUGAAGAGCCACAUGCUCAAACACCACCACCUCAGCCCGGAUGUCCUCAGUCAGAUGGAGACCACGCCCUCCCUGACCCCCAGCAGCGAGCUCAUCAGUUCCACCCCAGCGACGGUUGCCGGGCCCUGUGUUGCUGGGGGCGAUCAGCUGACCAACCUGGACCUCAGCUCUCUGUUCUCGGCUGUUCCCGGAGGCCCCGCCCCCCCACCCGGUCUGGGAGUGGGGAUCCCGGUCCCUGGCUCGGGCCCCAACAGCACUUUCACCAUGGACCUGUCACUGGUCAGCUCCGGGAUCCUCACCAUAGACCCCCCCUCCUCCGGCGGCCCAAAAACCGUGGACCCUCUGAUCAUGGCAGCCGGCCCCGACAUGGCCCCGCACCACGGUUUGGAAGGCACUGUGGGCUACGUCCUGCCCCCCCAGGGGACGCUCAACCUGGACGAUGUGCAGACGGUUACCCCCGAGGCCCUGGGGACCCUCACUGCUCUCACCCUGCAGGGGGCCUCCGUGGACACCCACCCGCUCAGCUGCUCCCUGAGCGUCGAGCCCCCGAACUCUCUGGCCGUCGUCCCCGUCGCGGAGCUGCUGGCCUCGCCCUCCAAGGUGGUGGAUGUGGGGGGCCAGGUGGGGACGGGGCCCCUGCUGGGUUGCGUGGAGGUGCUGGGGCCCGACGAGGGGGGGAAGGUCCUCACCCAGUUUGUGUUCCCCGGGCACAGCAGCAGCUUCAGCCCCCAGAAGGAGCCGGAGCUCAGCGUGGUGUCGCCCAGCAGCUUCCUGGAGAGUGGAGGCUCGGCCCGGACCGACUACAGAGCCAUCCAGCUGGCCAAGAAGAAGAAGCAGAGAGGCCCUGCCCCCCCCUCCGGCCCCCCAGGACCGAGUCAGAGGAGGAGUAAAGGAGGGAAGGCUGCCUCUGCUCCCUCUGCUGGUCGCUAUGGUGACGGAGCUGCAGCAGCCAAUGGGGGCCUGACUCUGAGAGACCCUGUGACCGGGGCCCAGUACGUCCAGAUCCAGCUGCUGCAGGAUGACCCGGCCACUGACGGAGACCUGGCCUUCCAGCUGAGCUCUCAGCCCUCCAGCUCUCACUCCCAGCUCACUGCAGAUCUGCCCGUCAACAUCUUACAGGAGCCCUCGGUGAUGACGGAGGACGACAACGGCUCAGACAACUCUCAGUUCACAGGAAGCACAAUCAACCUCCAGGACCUGGAGUGAGCGCCGCCAGAGUUUACAUCGAUAAACAUUAUGGGAUGUUUGAAUCAUGUUUGUUCCCCAGGACUUUGGAAGCCUUUAUGAACUGUGGUUUUUUGGGGAGGGGGUGGACACGAGUCCCCCGAUAAUGCACCUUGACAGCAGGAGAUGAGCUCGUGUUGGUUCAGAAGACGAUCGUAUUUGUAAAGAUGACUUUGUACCAAAAUCCAACCUGAGAGCGUCCUCAUGUCGGGAGACCUGUACCGGUGUCUAUUCCAUGGUGCCACACACACACACACACACACACACACACACACACACACACACACACACACACACACACACACACACACACACACACAGCGCUGUCUACGCUCCAGUUGCCUUACAGACGCCUCACGCUGUGCAUUCCUCCGGGGGCGGGUCGUCUGCUUUAUCUGUUGCUACUUUUAAUUUCUUACGGUUUGUUAGAUUUAUUUUUCUAUGGCGGCGGUGAGUCCAUGCCUGUCUGUGUGUCUUUAUACGGUCUGCCAGGAGUCACGACCUUCCUGUAACAAAUGUACUUGUUUAUUAUUUAUUAUGAAGCUGUGGGUUUACAGAAUGGCAGAGCCAAACACAGAGAUGAAUUAAAGAAUCAAAGCACAAUCAGAA
Messenger RNA from Eleginops maclovinus (Patagonian blennie), 3834 nucleotides. Its product is annotated as zinc finger X-linked protein ZXDB-like. Gene Ontology annotation, molecular function: transcription coregulator activity. Lineage: Eukaryota; Metazoa; Chordata; Actinopteri; Perciformes; Eleginopidae. Gene Ontology annotation, biological process: regulation of transcription by RNA polymerase II. The record is from RefSeq and is a predicted model, not a curated record. Gene Ontology annotation, cellular component: nucleus.